Nelumbo nucifera (sacred lotus) is the source of this 906-nucleotide messenger RNA. It is a transcript of the gene CRR7, whose product is annotated as chlororespiratory reduction 7. NCBI's taxonomy places the organism in Eukaryota, Viridiplantae, Streptophyta, Magnoliopsida, Proteales, Nelumbonaceae. The record is from RefSeq and is a predicted model, not a curated record. Gene Ontology annotation, cellular component: chloroplast stroma.
CUGUAAAGGAAGGGCCAAAGACACAGAGCAAUAGUGGUACAGAUUUCUCUUCCUUCCAAUAUCUAACUGGAUAUAGGUGGGUUCUCUUCCUUCCUGCCUGCGUUCAGCAUAUGGGUUUCAAUUUUUGCGUGACAGAAAGAACAGAAAAAUUUUACUAGCACAGAAGGAAAAUGCUGAAAGCUACAAGAGGAGUGACAUCAGUGGAGGGAACUUUGGAGAAAAAUCGACUCAACAAUGGACUUCACAGCUUCAACUGUAAACAAUUAUCUGGUUGCUUCAUUCAAUCGUCAUUUGCUCGAUCAAGACCAGUAGCUAAGAGUGAUAAAAUGGGCUCUUUGAUUUAUAGCACACUGCGCACAAUGGAAAAACGGGACAAAUUUCUGAUUUGUGCAAUGAGGAGAAGAAGGGCAUAUUUACAGACUGAUACGUAUGUCCUUCUGGAGCCUGGAAAGGGUGAGGAGUUUGUCUCUGAGGAGGAGUUGAAGGCCAGGUUGAAAUACUGGCUUGAAAACUGGCCUGGCAAUGCAUUGCCCCCUGAUCUUGCAAGUUUUAAAACCAUUGAUGAUGCUGUUUCUCACCUUGUAAAGUCUGUUUGUGAAUUAGAGAUAGAUGGAGAAGUUGGUUCCGUCCAAUGGUAUGAAGUUCGGUUAGAGUGAGGAAAAAUCAUUUAAUUAAUACAUCUUAGCUUAAAUGAUACUUUUUAUUGUUAUCUGUAUUUCAUGUAUGUUCUCUGAAAACACAUUGCAGUAUAGUCAAGAGAAGUAACUGAGUUUCUACCAUGUAAUGGUGUAAAAUGGUUAGGAGAAAAUCACUGAGUUCUCCCAUUUUGGGGCAAUUGUAGUAGAAUUUUGCCUUGACAUGUUUUAUUUAUUGCACAUGGAUGGAGACAUCCAGGACAUACCUCUA